Hyaena hyaena (striped hyena) is the source of this 918-nucleotide messenger RNA. RefSeq names its product glycosyltransferase 6 domain containing 1 (gene GLT6D1). The record is from RefSeq and is a predicted model, not a curated record. Gene Ontology annotation, biological process: carbohydrate metabolic process. Gene Ontology annotation, molecular function: hexosyltransferase activity. NCBI's taxonomy places the organism in Eukaryota, Metazoa, Chordata, Mammalia, Carnivora, Hyaenidae. Gene Ontology annotation, cellular component: membrane; vesicle; Golgi apparatus.
AUGAACUUGAAGAGAAGGGUGCUGGUGCUGGUCUCCUGUGUGUUUUCCUUCCUGCUGGUGGAGCGUCAUCUCAGGCCUCGUGUAGAAGAACUCAGGCUCUCAGACUGGUUUGAUCCUGGGAAACGCCCCGAUGUUGUGACAACCACAGACUGGCUGGCCCCGGUCAUAUGGGAAGCCACUUUCCACAGACAGGUCCUGGGGAGGUUCUAAAGGAGACAGAACCUCACCAUAGGCCUGGCCGUCCUCGCCACUGGCAGGACUGCGGAUCGGUACCUGGAGCCGUUCAUUCGAUCGGCGAAUAAGCACUUCAUGACCGGCUACAGGGUGGUCUUCUACAUCAUGGUGGACGCCUUGUCCAGGCUGCCGGACCUGGAGCCAGAUCCCCUCCGAACAUUCAAGGUCCUCACCAUCCAAGGAGACAGCUGGGGUGACUCGCACGUCACACGCAUGCGGACCCUGGCUGAGCACAUCCUGGGGCAUAUUGAGGACGAAGUGGACUUCCUGUUCAGCAUGAGCGCCAACAGGCUCUUCCAGAACGACUUCGGGGUGGAGACGCUGGUCACGUCCGUGGCUCAGCUCCAUGCCUGGUGGUACUUUAAAAACAAGGACAUCCCUUACGAGAGGAGGCCCAUGUCGGCCGCAUACAUCCCCUUUGGACAGGGGGGCUUCUACUACGACGGCUCGGUGAUCGGCGGCGCGCCCCUGGAGGUCUCAACCCUCAUAGAAGAGUAUCUGAAAGGGGUCGUUCACGAUGAGAGGAAGGGGCUGCACAGCACCUACGAAAGACACCUAAACAAGUACUUUUUCACGCACAAGCCCGCCAAGCUGCUAUCUCCAGAAUACAGCUGGGAGGCGGCGCUGCAGCCCCCGCAGGUCCGGUCGGUCAAGGCUGUGUGGCUCUCCCGGAGGCACUUCUGA